Messenger RNA from Macrosiphum euphorbiae (potato aphid), 678 nucleotides. The record is from the annotation of a GenBank genome assembly. NCBI's taxonomy places the organism in Eukaryota, Metazoa, Arthropoda, Insecta, Hemiptera, Aphididae.
AUGUUUGUUAAAGACACUAUAAUACCUAGCAGUAUGUCCGGAAACUUAAGCAUUGAAGAAAAUUCUCAAAAAUCAUUUUCUGGAGCUUCAGAUAAUGAAAGUCUUAUAGAAAUAGUGGAUACGCCAUUAACUGCUGACGCUGAGGCUUUAUCACCCUCCACGUCUAUUUCUCAAACCACUUCUACUUCAAAUUAUUAUACCAAACACUCAAUAAAUCCAAAUAUUAAAAAAAGACGUAUGGAAAGAGACAAUACUCAAAAAAUUGCCAUUUUACAAAAAGCACAAGAUGGUGAAAAAAAACCUGAAAAUCCAGACGCACAAUUUCUAUUAAGUCUUUUGCCUUAUUUCAAUGGAUUGCAAGCACUAGAAAAACUGGAACUUAGAAGUGAAAUACAAAAUGCUGUGCUCAACGUUUAUAGAAGAAAAAGCUAUUCAUCUAAUAGUUAUGCAUGUAAUCCAGAAGUAUCACUCAUACAAACCACAUCAUCUCAGCAACCAGUCCAAAGACAAAUUUAUCGGCCAUAUAAUAAUGAAAAAAAUGUAUCUUUACAAACAAGUGAGCAAACCCAAUGGAAUUUGCCGAACAUGAACACAACCAUAGGUGUUGACAUAUUGAGUGGAAAUAUGUCAUUAGAUACUAAUCAACAUUUGUAUAAUGUUAAUAACACACUAGAUUAA